AUGAUAACAAUGUCAGAGCCGUAUGGGCGCCAGGGCAAGCCGCAAAUGAUUCAGUACCUACCCACCUUUUUCUCUGUCAUUUAUUCCGCUGUCUAUUUUUUCCUCCUUGGCGGAGAGAAGAGGGGUGCUCAUGUGUGGUUUUUGCCGCUGCUGGGCAGAAAUACUUACGGAUAUAGACACAGAGACAGAGAGGUAGCUAGCUACCUGAGCGGUACUCUGUACUGUACAAUAUACCUCGCUUUGUGCGUACUUAUCUAG
Molecule: messenger RNA, 258 nt
Organism: Colletotrichum paranaense
Lineage: Eukaryota; Fungi; Ascomycota; Sordariomycetes; Glomerellales; Glomerellaceae
Exons: 1
Coding region: 1-258 (85 amino acids)
Source: RefSeq, a predicted model, not a curated record